AUGUUGAAUGAAGAUAAUGUAUCUGCUGUUGAAUCACUUAUUGUUUAUGAUAAAAAUACACUUAUUGAAUUCAAUAAAAAACUUGAUCGAGAAAUAAUUUCUUUUGGUUAUUUAAAAGAAUCGAUUGAAAUAAUUGAAUAUAUAUAUAUAUAUCAGAUUGGUUUUAAUAAAAUGCGUCAAUAUCAUAGGUUUUCAUCAAUUUUAAGUAUUAUUCUUCGUUUAUGUGUUUUAUCACCAUCAGAAACUGAUUUACAAGAAACUCAACAACAAAUUAGUCAUACAAUUGAUUUUGAUUUAUAUGAUAUACAUGAAACAUAUCACAUACUUGAUAAAUAUGAUAUUGUUUAUGCUACUGUUGCUGAACUGAAAUAUCCUAUGAUUUCAUUGAAUGUAUAA
Rotaria sp. Silwood1 is the source of this 396-nucleotide messenger RNA. Lineage: Eukaryota; Metazoa; Rotifera; Eurotatoria; Philodinida; Philodinidae. The record is from the annotation of a GenBank genome assembly.